Paramecium primaurelia is the source of this 2938-nucleotide messenger RNA. NCBI's taxonomy places the organism in Eukaryota, Ciliophora, Oligohymenophorea, Peniculida, Parameciidae. The record is from the annotation of a GenBank genome assembly.
AUGGAUUAAGAAGAAUAUGGAGAAAUAGAAAAUGAAGACCUUAAUAAUGAUGACUUCAAUUAUGAGGAAGAUUUAAUGGGAGAAGAUGAAUAGCCUCAAUAACCAAAAAAUGAUAAGGUCAAAAAUCCAAUUUCAAAUUAAAGAAUUCACACUCCUUAUCCACCUGAAGAAGAGGAGGAGGGUGAAGUCUAUUAAUAUGAAGAUUAAAGUGAAUAAUUAGGAGAAGAUAAUGACAAUUAAGAAAAUGUAGAAUAAGAAGUAGAUGAGGAAGUACCUGAAGAUGAUGAAUAAUAUAAUGAGGAAGUAAAUGAAGAAGAACAAUAUGAUGAAGAAUAUGAUUAAAAUGAAUAUGAAGAGAAUUAUGAUGAAUUUGAACAGGAAGAAGAAGAUGAAAUACCUAAAAAUAACAAAUAGAACAAAGAAGUUAAAGAUAAUAAAAAUACUUAAUCCAAUUAAUAACCUCCUCUUAUGGAACCUCCUAAGAAAAAGAAAAGACCUCCUUUACCCAUUUAACCUAUUAAAUAGAAACCCACUUAUUAAGAGAAAUAUGCAGAACUAAUGGCUCAUUAAGAUUACUCAAAUUGGAAACCAAAACAGUUGCAUGAUGAAAAUAAGUUACUCAGAUAAAAACUUAAAGAAAUCUCUGAAGAAGUGUCUAAAUUAGUUGAAUAGAAUGCUUUACGUCUACCUCCACAACCAUAACCAUAACCAUAAAUUAAGAGAUAGAAAACAGCCUAAUCUUAACUCUCAGGUGUAUCUGUAAUUGAUAGGGAGAUAGAAAUCAAUCAAAAAAAAUUAGAAUAAUAAGAAGAGGAGAUUAGUAAAUUAUCAACUAGAUUAUAAUAAAUAUAAAAAGUGGACUACAUUAUGAAGUUGGAUGAGGAGAUUAAGAAAUUUGAAGAUGAAAUGAAAAGGUUAGAAUAAAGAAAAAAGUAAGAGUAUUUGUAAUAGAAACAACGAGGCAAAGAUCUUGAUAAAUAUGAGAAUUAAGAUGGUUUUGAUAAGUUGAAUAAAGAAAGGAAUAAUCUCAAUUAAGAGAUUGUAAAUAUUAGAAAGAAGGUGAAGGAAUAGUGGGAACAUUUCAAUAAGCAAAAAGAAACUAUUAAAAAUAUACUAGAAGUUGAACUUCCUAAAAUCAACUAAGAAUUAUAAGCAUUAGAGUAAGUAGCUGAAAAGUACAAAAUUGACAUAAGUGGAGAGAAACCAUUCAGUAAAUAGAAAGAAUAAUAUAUUAUGCUUUUAGCGCAAAAAGAUAAUUUGUUAAAAUAUAAUCAAAUUAUGGAGAAGAAGGAUAAGUAAUUAGAAUCAAUAGAGAAGGAAAUUAAGGAAUUGAAAAAAGAGAAAGAUCGUAUAGAUUAAUAAAUUAAUGCAAAUGAAAUGAUUUUAAUUGAAUAAAAAAAAUAAAAAGAUGAAUUAAAAAAUAAAGUACCAACUGAUGUUUUAAAAUAAAUUCCUGCAACAAUGACUUCAGAAAAUAUAUCAGAUGCAUUAUAAAAUGAAAAAAAGAUAUAAUAGGAGAGUCAAAGAAAAUUAUAAAGUGCUAAACCUCCUAUUUCUAAACAAUAAGAAUAUAAAGAAUUAAAAAUACCUGUUAAAUAAGAUGAUAAAUAAUAAUAAUUAACAUCAAAAAAUGAAGUAGAAGAGGAAAUAGUAUGUGAAGAUGAAAAUGAAUAAUAAAAAUAACCUAUAAAAUAAGAAGAAAAAAAAUAGAUACCAAUAUCAAAUUCAACACCAUUAAAAUAAGAGAUAUAAGUAAUAUAAUAAUAAUAAUAAUAAUAAUUUUAAUCUCCUAAUCAAUAAAAUAAAUUAAAUUCAAAACCUUUUAGUAAUCUUAGAAAAUCUAUUGAUUAAUAACCUACUGUUGAUCUAGGUCUCAGCAAUGUAAGCAAUUAAUAAAGUAAUACUAGCGAUGUUUAAACAGAAUAUACAGGUCCUUCUAGAAUGAUGAGAAUGAUGAGAAAACCCUAAUAAAGUUAAUAAGAAGAAACUACUUAAUUCAUAAUUCAUUCUUCUAAACCAGUUGAACAACCUAGAGAUCAUCAAAAAGUAAUUAUUGAAUAAAAUAAUAAACCUAUUGAACAGCCAAUUUAAAUUGAAUAACCAAAACCUGUUGAUGAUUAUUAACCUACUUUUCCAACUAGAAGAAUUACAAAUAGACCUAGAGGAUUAGAUUAUAAUUCAAUUGAUUAAUAAUAAUAAACAUAAUAAUAAACUUAAUAACCCUAAUAAUAAUAAACAUAAUAAACAACAUAAUAACCAAUAUUAAUUAAUUAAAAAUAAGAAUAAACAUAAUAAUUAGAGUAUCCUACUAGAAGAAGAAAUAGAGGUAGUUAAGAAGAAUAGUUAGAAUAAAAUAAUAAUUUAUAAUAAUCAUAAUAAUAAUCAAUUUCAUCACAAUAAUAAUCAUAAUAAUCAUAUCAACCUACUGAAGAUACUAAUAAAUAACGAAGAAUUAAAAUAUUUACUGAUGAAAAGCAACCUGAAGCUCCUAAAACUGAAGAACCUGCCUAUGAAUUUCAACCAAGACAAGAACCUACAAAACUAUAAGGAAGAAGAAAUAGGGGAAAUAAUAAAUUAAAUAUUUGGGAAGAUUAGCCUGUUUAGAAAGAGAAUAUUGAAGAGAUAUAGGAAAUUAAAGAUGUAAAAUAAAUUCCAGAAGUUCAACAUAAAGAAGAGAGAGAAUUAACUUUAGAUGAAAUUUUAGGAGGUCCAAAACAGUAGGAUGAAUAUAGACCAAAUCAAUAAAAAAGAAAAUUUGAAGUACCUAAAGAUGAUCAUGAAACCUAUGAACCUGGAUUUGGUGGAGGUGGAAAUAGAAGAGGAAUAGGAAAUCAAUAAAAAAUAGAUAAGGUAUAAAUAUUCAUAAAUAUUAAAAUAGUAAAAAGAAUUGGCUUAAAAGGCUGAGAAAGGGGAUUUAUUAGAUGAUUUUGACUUUUGA